Cryptosporidium muris RN66 is the source of this 5055-nucleotide messenger RNA. RefSeq lists its product as uncharacterized. Gene Ontology annotation, cellular component: ciliary inversin compartment. The coding region runs from base 1 to 5055 and encodes 1684 amino acids. The record is from RefSeq and is a predicted model, not a curated record. Gene Ontology annotation, molecular function: protein binding. The transcript has 2 exons. Gene Ontology annotation, biological process: protein localization to ciliary inversin compartment. NCBI's taxonomy places the organism in Eukaryota, Apicomplexa, Conoidasida, Eucoccidiorida, Cryptosporidiidae.
AUGAAUGCCCCUUUAAAUAAUUAUGGGCAUAUAAAGCUUAAAAUAAGCAACAAUAACAGUAAAAUAAGUUGUGUAGAGGAAGCUCGGGAAGAAUUGGGAAAUAUGGAGGACAACCAUAAACCUGUAAUCGAAUCUUGUACAACAAUUUUAGAGGAUCUACAUGAAAAGAUAAAAUUACAUGAUAUUGAAUCACUAAAUAAACUGAUAAAAGAAAUUCCUGUCCAUAUUCUGAAUUCAAUACUCCCAUCUACUGGACUAACAGCUUUGACCUUAGCUGCUAGCUAUCAGGGCUAUGUAUCCUAUUAUAUCUCAGCUAUAUUAAUAAGAAAUGGUGCAGAUACGAAUUUAUCUUUAAAUGAUGGAUCUACAGCCUUAAUAUAUGCAGUUAAAAAGAGCAAUUUGCCCCUAAUAACUUUAUUAUUACUGUCUGGGGCAGAUAUAGAGAAGGCAGAUAACUUGGAUCAUACUCCUCUGCUACAUAGUAUACAUGCAGGAGAUUUGGAAAUAACGAAAUUCUUACUGCAAUGUGGUGCAGAUCCUAAUAUAAAGAGUAGAUUUGGGUUAACUCCAUUGUAUUAUUUAUUACAAGAACCUUCUAAUAAUUUGACUGGCAGCUUCACCUCACUACUACUCGAUUAUAAUGCUUCAAUUACUGAAGUAACCUUAGAUGGCAAAGAUGCAAUAUCUUUUAUAAUAAAUAUUGCAGAUUCAUCUUUGCUACGUUUGGUUAUAACACACCCUGCUUUUAAGAACUAUUCUGAAAUUCAUAGCAUAGAAACCUCUACCCUUGUGAAAAGUUCUUAUUUUAAUAUUAAAAUAGCAACAGAUACCAUUAGUAGAAUAAUAACUGCAUUACGUCUUAAAAUGGAUCAAGAUUUAAUCAUCUCAUUGUUAACCCCAGAAAUUAAGUCAAAAAAUCGUGAAAUUUGUACUUCAAAGGAUGAAGAUGAUAGAACACUUGUUUGGUGGGCAGCUCAUUAUGGUAACCAUCGCAUAAUAAAGGCUUUAAUGGACUUUUACUAUUCUCAAAGGCAAACUAACUCAUUUGAGUAUGAACAAUGUAGUAUUCACAACCCAGACAUAUAUGGACAUUAUCCAAUAGGGCAUAUUAUAUUUAGUGGUACCUUUAGUAUGUACCGUGAUAAGCAGCUACUUGAGGAUAUACUAUUGUACCAGAGUCCUAGUACAAAUGCAACUUUGUGGUAUAUUUUAUCUGUUUAUGGAGGUUCUGUAGGUGAACAAAGAUUGACUGAAUAUCUCUCUACGUUUGUGGAUUUUAAAAUGCUAUCAUUUUUAACUAGAUAUUUCUGUAAACCUUUAAAGAAAUCAGAAAUUCCAGCUCCAAGAUGGAUUCCCUACAUUGGAACAGAUGAGUAUGAUAAGAUAGUAACAAUCCUAUCAACACUAUUAAUAUUAAGAAAAAAUUACACAGCAAAAGUUGUUUUGCAAUCUAUACUUAGAGAAGCAAUGCUGCAGAGUUUUUGGUGCAUUCAAGUGUUACAGCAUGGGCUUAUUACAGCAGCUAUACUAGGUAAAUAUGAUGUGAUCAAGAGUAUUUUAUUAGCACGUGCUCAAACAUUAUCAGAGGUAUUAACAAGUUUAAACUACUCAUCCCCAAGAAGUGUGAAUAUUGCACUAUGCUUAAUAGGAUCAAUUCCUCCAAAGUUUCCUAAUUUUGAAUACUUAAUGAUGGCCCCUAUUACACUAAUAGUUAGACAUAUCUUUCACUCUAAUUCUAAUUCUUCAAAUCAAGAAUUUACAUUUCGUUUUGUUAACAAUCGACAUUUAUUAGAUGGUCCUUUUAGUGUACUUCAAAGACUUCUUUCACCUGAAACUGGCCGCUUUGUAAGAUCUUCAUCCUUAAAUCUUACACUUGAACUAUUACAAGAAGUUACUUGUAUGUCAAAUAACCGUCCAUAUAUCCAUUCAUUUUUCGAGAAUUCAAAAUAUAUUAAUGAUAGUGAAUAUGAAGAAGAUUUUGGCGAAAGUUUAGACAAUUCACAAAGAAUAACUAAGAGAGUAAUGGAUGAAUACAAUUUUAUCAAUGUUUAUUCCACGCAAGCUCCAACUCAAGCUUAUCACUCAGCAGCAACUCUAGGUGUAAAUAAAGGUGAUACAGCUGAUAGCUGUUUUAUUAAAACAAAAUCUCUUUGUAAAUUUAUGCUAGAAACAAAUUUAAUAUGGACACCAAUGAUGCUAGAUACAGGAUUUCAUCCACUAUCAACAAUUUUGUCUGAUUACCAAUCAAAAAGUCCAUUUUUGAGUCUUCCAACACUCACUAGUAAAUAUCAACAAAUUCAUUUAGGAUAUUUACCUCCUAUACCAUUGAAGACAAAUAUAACAGAUUUAGGUCCUUUGAUUCCAGUUGACAUAUUAUUUGAAUAUAUUGAAGAACAUAGUGCAUGUCAAAAUAUAAUGACAUAUACAUCUUUUGAUGAUUUAUUGGCAAAGAAGAUACAAAUUAUAACAUUAAUAAGUGAGAGCAUUCAUUUUCAUAUAAUUCCAUCAAUAGCUAAUGUUUCUAUGUCUAUCAUUUUAGUUGUCUUGCUAUACUUUAUUCUCUGGGCUUCUCUUGGUUGGAUAAAAGUCUUACUUGUAGAAAAGACUAAAUACAAUAUAAAUAGUACAAUUUUUACAGAUGCAACAGAUUCAAGUGAAAUUCAAGACUACAGUGAAACUAGGAUAUCAGAGCCUAUUUUAAACAAUGAAUUUAUUAAUACUAACAGUUUGGAAUAUACUAUUGAUUCUAUAGACCAAGAGAUUACAUUUGAUAAGAAGCAGAAACCUGAAGUUCCAGUUAAUGUAAAUCUAUACAGGAAAGAGAACAAGCUUUCAAAUUUACAAAGUGCUAAUACUCAUCAAUUAAAUAAAAAACUCUCACAUUCUUUAGAUAAUGAAUUUAACAUAUGUACAAGUCAUGAAAUAAAGGCUGAUGAAGAAAAUCCUUCAUCUCUAGAAUCUUCUGAUACUACCAACUUAAAAACUUCACUUCUAUAUAAAACAAGUAAAUUUUCUAUUAAUGGUCAAUUUAACAAAGAUUGUGUCAAAUCCUCUAUUUCCCCAUCUUCAUCUUCCUCAUCUUUACAUGUACCAAAGUCUGCUAGUUUAAAAGAUUUGGAUAUACAGUAUUUACCGGCAUCUACUCUGCUUCUAAAAGAGUCAAAUAAAAGGAAAUUUGAACUCAACAAUACUUUUGUGCACAAGCAUCCAAAUACGAUAUUACGAACUGGAACAAUACAUAGAAAUGAUAUAGUCUACAAAUGGAAUAAUUUUAAAAUUAUGCUACUUAACUUAAUUCCCAAAAUUUUACUUAAUCUUGAAGACUAUGCACUAGUGUUUCCUUUACCUGGAAAACGAGACUUUAUUGAUUCACUUAUUGGCAGUAUAACUAUAACUUUCACUUCUCCUUGGUAUAUUUAUCAAACAAAAUUCCAAAGUUCUAAUCAUAUUAGAAAUUCCAAUAUAUACAAUAUUCACUAUAAUAUAUGGAUAAAUUUCUUGUGUAAUAGUAAUAUUAACAAGAAUAUUCUAUUGAGUAAAAAUAAUUAUAGUACCUAUAUUCAAUGUGGACUUCAGAUUUUUUGUUUGAUUUGCCAACUUGCAAGUUUGAGCUACAUCUGCAUAUUUCUAUUAUUAAAUCAUGGAUUUGACUACUUUUGGUUUUUUCUCGGAACAGCUCUAGUUGCUAUAUUAAAUUUAACUAUUAGAUGUUAUUAUACUUCAGAUUUUGUUAAUGAAUAUUUUGAAGAAUAUUUUUGUGGACUCUAUAAAGGCUUCAAGAAGAGUUCUGAUAACUAUUUUAUCAAAGCAGACUCUUUAGACAAUAUAAAUAAUACUAGCCACAGUGAAAAGAUGAUGAUAAAUCAGGAUGAUAUUUAUACUGACCAUCUAAAUAAACAGAUAUUGGAGAACUACUAUGAUUGUCUGUCUGAACAAGAACGAAGUUAUCAUAAAUUAGAUAUAGCUGAAACCCAUAAUCAAUUAAAUACUAAAUUGCUUAUCUCCCAGAAUGAUUGCAAUGCAAACCUAGAAUCUAACAGUGAAAAAUCUGCAGAACCCUCUAAUGCAGCUAUAGAUAGCGAAUAUAAAUAUCUAGACAGACCAAUAGAAAAUAAUGAUACUCUACAAACUAGUUGCAAGAUAUCUAAAAUCACAAGAAAUCUUGCUAUUUAUAUAAAACACAAUGAAAAGUUUGUUAGUGGGACCAACAAACUCCAUACUUCAACUUAUCCUAAUUCCCCAACCAUGAGAGAAGAUUCUAUGAAAAGAUCUAAUAAUAUAGAUAAAAUUACCCCACAUGGGCUGACUAAUUCUAUGGAUGAUAUUAAUGGAAUAGAACACCUAGAGAUUGACAAUACCAGUAUUACCUCACCAAGUAGCCAAGUAUAUUGCAACAAAGUAUUUACAACACGAGAUAAUGAACAUUAUAAAGAUAUCAGACAAGAAGAAAUACAGAAUUUAACAAAUACUAUAAAGAGUAAAAUCAAUAAUUUUCAUACUCCUUUAUAUAACUUGGCAGAUAAUGUUAGUUACAAUACAGCAAGAGAUUACUUCAUUGUGGUUUCCGUAUGUAAACUCAUUAGUAUUCUUAUAGCAAUGUCAUCAGAUAUAUCAAUUGUAUUAUUUGGGAAUAACUCUUUCUUAUUUCGAGAUUUUGCAUUGUACUUCUUAUACACUGAAUCUCCAACUAUAGCCUUUAUAACUGGUUGCAUCUUUACUCUUUGGCUUUCAUCUUUUAUUUUUGAGAUAAUAAAAGGAAUGAUUCUACUAGUUUUCUUCGUAAAACAAAGGAAACGCCUUUGUAAUAUACUAGUACAGCAUAUUCCAAUACAAUUUAGAUAUUCAAAUGCUCAAGAAUUUAUUCAAGUUCUGAGCUACUGGAGAAGUGUAAUGCAACACGUCUUGUAUAAAAAUACAAAGCUGUGGACUCAAUUUUUUGAUAUUUCUGUAUCAAUAAAUACAUUGUUAUUAUUUAUAUUAGGAAAACUAAUACUAAUUUUCAUUUAUAUAAAAAAAAUAAACUUUUUGGCCUACAAAAUCAUUCAAAUUAUAUAA